UCUUCAUUCUAGCUAUGGGUGUUGCUGUUGAAUCUACUCGAUUUCAUGUUCUUGCUGUUGAUGAUAGCUUCAUCGAUAGGAAAUUGAUCGAGCGCCUCCUCAAAACCUCGUCCUAUCAUGUUACUGUUGUUGAUUCCGGCAACAAGGCCUUGGAAUUUCUUGGUCUUGUUGGAGAUCAUGAUGAUGAUGAUGAAACCGACUCCGAAAUCGCUCCCUCAAAUCAUCAUCAAGAAGUGGAUGUAAAUUUGAUCAUCACGGAUUACAGUAUGCCUGGAAUGAGCGGCUACGAUCUCCUCAGGAAGAUCAAGGAAUCGAAAUCUCUUAAAGACAUACCAGUUGUGAUUAUGUCCUCUGAGAAUGUACCUUCAAGAAUCAACAGAUGCUUGGAAGAAGGAGCGGAAGAAUUCUUCCUCAAACCAGUCCAAUUGUCUGACGUGAGGAAACUGAGACCUCAUUUGAUUAAAGAAAAAUCCACAAGAAAUUGAUGAACAAGAACAACGAAGAACUCCGCCACUAAUUUUAAUUCCGAUUUUAAUCAAUUCUGUAAAGAACUAGAGUUGUUCUAACCACAGAUUUUCUUGGGAAACUAACAAAAAUUGUAUAGAUCUGCGGUUCAAUUUUGCCUGAUAAUUUAUCGAAUAAUUUUUCAUUUUUCUAUUUUUCACCUUAGCUUGUUAGUUUUUUCUGAAAUGAAACCAAUAAUUAAUAUCAGAUCUCAUCUUGAUUUGUUA
Cucurbita pepo subsp. pepo (vegetable marrow) is the source of this 731-nucleotide messenger RNA. RefSeq names its product two-component response regulator ORR4-like. NCBI's taxonomy places the organism in Eukaryota, Viridiplantae, Streptophyta, Magnoliopsida, Cucurbitales, Cucurbitaceae. Gene Ontology annotation, biological process: cytokinin-activated signaling pathway; phosphorelay signal transduction system. The record is from RefSeq and is a predicted model, not a curated record.